Branchiostoma floridae (Florida lancelet) is the source of this 1540-nucleotide messenger RNA. Its product is annotated as histamine H3 receptor-like. Gene Ontology annotation, molecular function: G protein-coupled receptor activity. Gene Ontology annotation, biological process: G protein-coupled receptor signaling pathway. Lineage: Eukaryota; Metazoa; Chordata; Leptocardii; Amphioxiformes; Branchiostomatidae. The transcript has a single exon. Gene Ontology annotation, cellular component: membrane. The record is from RefSeq and is a predicted model, not a curated record. The coding region runs from base 121 to 1446 and encodes 441 amino acids.
UCUCCUUGGUACCCGCCAUCGUUAUGCACGAGCGCUUUUUACUUAAAUGAUGCUCCUUCAUAUGGGACUCAAAGCCGGUACAGGCCACAUUUCUCUCCGGUUCUGUACAACGAAAGAAGAAUGAGCGUCGCAGUGAAAUAUCUUGCCGCUCGCGCAGCGUCUUUUCACCUGUCGGGCAUCAACCGACAGUCUGACAACGUCUCCUCGGCCGAGGACGCCAGCAGACCCGAGGACGUGUUCCCGGUCGACUCGAUGGUCUGUGGAGCCGUGCUCUCCCUCCUGGCUCUCUUCAUGGUGGCCGUGAACGGACGAGUCAUUCUGGCCUUUAUUCUGGACAAGAAACUGUGGUAUCCUAGUAACCUACUUGUACUAAACCUCUCCGUGUCGGACUUUUUGUUCGGUUUGAUCUCUCUCCCGUUACUGACUGUGAACCAGGUGACGGGCCGGUGGGUCUUAGGCCAGACCGCCUGCUCUCUGUGGCAGUUCGUCACCUUGUGGAUGAGAUGUGAAUCUGCCUUGACCGUGGCGCUGAUCAGCUUCGACCGAUACCUCAUGGUGAAACGGGCGGCGGAGUACCGCAGGAAGACCCGCCGGACAGAGACGUUAGUCCUGGUAGUGGGCAGCUGGGUGCUGUCCUUGGUGCUGACGGGACCUGCCGUACUCGUGUGGGACGUCCUCAUGGAAAACGGUGUUGUCUGGGAGGAGAGAUGUCUGACAGACUUUGUGUUGGAGGCGCCGGCCUACAACAUGUUUCUGCACACCCUGAUGUUGGUGGGACCCAGCGCGAUCAUGACGUUCUGCUACCUACAAGUCGUGCGCGACCUCAAGAAGCGUGCCAAGCGCCGCGCUAAGAACAAGUCGCCGCUGCCGCACAGAGCCGGCCGGUUUGAAGACAAGGAAAAGGCAAAGGAGUCACCUGGGGACAACAGUAGUGAAAAGUCUAAGUCACCUCCAUCAACAGUGCGGUCUUGUCGCCAGGCAAAGAUGGACGUAUUGGUGACAAUCGCGGAGACAAAAGAUAAAUGUCAGGGAGCCUACCCGGCCUUUGUCACGGCAAAGGCAAUGGUCAGUAAGCACGGCGAUUUGGAGUUCACAAAACCACAAGAGCCACAUGCGGCUACCGUAGACACUGAGAAGAUAUUUGCGGCUUCCUGGUUCCGAAAAAGAACUUUAACUAACGAGGACAAAGUAUCUCGGACCGUAGGACUUCUGGUACUUGUGUAUAUCAUUACUUGUGCACCCCUAAACAUAGCGACUGUUGUAAAGGGAAUUUUCCCCGAUGUCGUCAGCUCUUUAUUGUACAAAAUCCUUUUUGUUGUCAUGGCGAUCAGCGGGGCAGCCAAUCCAGUGGCCUAUUCUUAUCGUAUUCCACCAAUCAGAGAACAUCUUUUGAGUGUUCCUUGUAGAAGAGUUCCAGCAAAAAAUAGUGGUAAAACCUUCGUCUAAGAGUGAUGUGGUCUUGUCAAAAACAACAACAACAAACAAGCAAACAAAACUGGCUCUGUGGUGUAAGUAUUGUUUUAAAUUUUGUAAUGAUUAC